AUUUCAGCCCCAUCUGCCUCUGGAAAGAUGAGAACAACACUGACAAAUCUCGCAGAAGUUUGCAGACACAUCCGUGAUUUAUUUUUAUUUUUAAUCCACAUAAAGUGACUCAUAUCGCGGCAGCCAGCUUGUGAAGAUGGUUGGGAUUGUUUCCACGCGUCGCUCUUGUCCCCAUGCGUGUUUACGCGCAUCAUGUGUGCCACGCUGGCUCCCAGCCACGCCGCGGUAUAUUUAUAGCCAUGCAGCGGUAACCAGCACUCAAUGAGUCCUCGAGAAAACCUUCCUCUGAUCUCCAAACUCACGCUGAUUGAGUGGCAGGCUGCAGAGGAGUGGAGUGGCUGAAUUUAGGAUCCACCUGCUCGGUGGGGUGGGUGGGGGUGGACUCGCUGAGGAUGAAGAGGCGCGCGGCACCUCAAGGGUUAUAGUGGAACCGCUGGCUCCUGAGACAUGCUCACCAGAUCCAACCAGUCCCUGUCCCUUUCCCUCACACCCAGUUUUCCCUCUCCACCCAUUUCUGCUCGCCAUGGAGACACUCACAUCCAGUCCUCUCUGUCUUUGCCUGAGCCUGAGGGCUGGAGGCGGCCCAGCGCCGCCACUCGACCGGGCCUGGCACAAGGAGCUCGCUCCUGUUCCCUGCAGGUCCCUCAUGCUGUCCUUGAGAGCCCGGGUCUGCCCCCUCGAGCAGCCAGUUUCGACGUUCCUUGUGGUCAGGACGAGGGCUCGUCUGAUCAGGGAUCAGGGUCUCUGAGUCCCAACGUCAUACUGCGGCGGCGCGGGGGACUCGUGGAACAGAAAGACAUCAUCAUGGCCCACCAGGCUCACAAAAUACAGAGCACGCCACAAGCCCGCAGGAAGGAGUGGGAAAUGGCUCGGUUCGGAGAUGAGUCCGCUCCCACCACGGCGGACUCCGGGGAUGGGGACGUGGAGCGCGGCGGUGACGGACAGGAUGAGGCGGCGAGCGCGCUCACGGCUUCCAUGAAGCAAGCCAAGGCGCAGCGGGCCCGGACCAUGGCUCUGUACAACCCCGUGCCCCACCGGCAGAACUGCCUCACCGUCAACAGGUCGCUCUUUAUAUUUGCAGAGGACAACAUCAUCAGGAAAUACGCAAGGCGAAUAAUUGAAUGGCCACCAUUCGAGUACAUGAUCUUGGCCACCAUUACUGCUAACUGUGUUGUCCUGGCCUUGGAGCAGCACCUCCCUGGAGAGGACAAGACCCCCAUGGCAAAGAGACUGGAGAAGACAGAGCCGUACUUUAUUGGGAUUUUCUGUUUUGAGGCGGGCAUCAAGCUGGUGGCGCUUGGUUUUGUGUUCCAUAAAGGGGCUUAUCUGAGGAACGGCUGGAACGUCAUGGACUUCAUAGUGGUCCUCAGUGGGAUCUUGGCAACCGCUGGUUCCCACAUGAACAUUCCUGCGGACCUCCGUACCCUGAGGGCUGUGCGAGUCCUGAGACCUCUCAAACUUGUCUCCGGGAUCCCCAGUCUGCAGAUUGUGUUGAAGUCUAUCAUGAAAGCUAUGAUCCCACUGCUCCAGAUUGGCCUUCUCUUGUUCUUCGCCAUCCUCAUGUUCGCCAUCAUUGGCCUGGAGUUUUACAGCGGGAAGCUUCACCAUACCUGCCAGCCAUCGGACGACAUUCUGGAUAACGAGACGGUUGACUCAUCGGAGCUGGCAUUUGCGUGCGGUGUGAGGAGGUGUCCAGAAAAGUACGACUGCAACGACACCUGGAUCGGGCCCAAUGACGGCAUCACGCAGUUCGACAACAUCCUGUUUGCUGUCCUCACCGUUUUCCAGUGUAUCACCAUGGAGGGAUGGACAGCUGUGCUCUACAACACCAACGAUGCGUUGGGUCCUACGUGGAACUGGAUGUACUUCAUUCCUCUCAUCAUUAUUGGCUCAUUCUUUGUCUUGAAUCUGGUGCUGGGUGUUCUGUCUGGAGAAUUUGCAAAGGAGAGGGAGAGGGUGGAGAACAGAAGAGCCUUCAUGAAGUUACGUCGUCAGCAGCAGGUGGAGAGAGAACUGAAUGGAUACAGAGCCUGGAUAGACAGGGCAGAGGAAGUGAUGCUUGCAGAGGAGAAUAAAAACUCAGGGAGAUCACCGUUAGAUGUGCUAAAACGAGCAAGUAAGAAAACCGGUGCACGGAGAGGAGCACCAGGAAGUGACAAACACACGGACACGUCUACAGCAAACAUGUCAAGAUCAAGAAUGAACUACCGUAGUGGUCGUCGCGGCCCAGCCGCCUACCUGCGACGUAAAGAGCGCAUGCUGCGUAUCUCCAUCCGCCGCAUGGUGAAGACAGACACUUUCUACCUGAUGGUGCUCAGUUUGGUGGCUCUCAACACCAUCUGCGUGGCCAUCGUGCACCACGACCAGCCCGACUGGCUCACCGUCUUUCUCUACUAUGCAGAGUUUGUUUUCUUGGGGCUGUUUCUGGCUGAGAUGUUUCUGAAAAUGUACGGUCUGGGUUUCCGACUCUACUUCCACUCUUCUUUCAACUGCUUUGACUGCGGGGUGAUCGUUGGCAGCAUCUUUGAGGUGGUUUGGGGCUUCUUCAGGCCCGGCAUGUCGUUUGGCAUCAGUGUCUUGAGGGCGCUGAGACUUCUAAGGAUUUUUAAAAUCACCAAGUACUGGGCUUCUCUCAGGAACUUGGUGGUUUCCCUCAUGAGCUCCAUGAAGUCCAUCAUCAGCCUGCUUUUCCUUCUCUUUCUCUUCACUGUGGUGUUUGCGCUGCUUGGGAUGCAGCUUUUUGGAGGAAGGUUCAUCUUUGAAGAUUACACUCCCACCAACUUUGACACGUUUCCAGCAGCCAUCAUGACAGUAUUUCAGAUUUUGACUGGAGAGGACUGGAACGAGGUGAUGUACAAUGGGAUUCGCUCACAAGGAGGCGUUCAGUACGGCAUGUGGUCAUCCAUCUAUUUCAUAGUGCUCACGCUGUUUGGUAACUACACCCUGCUCAAUGUCUUCUUGGCCAUCGCUGUGGACAAUCUGGCUAACGCGCAGGAGCUGACCAAGGAUGAAGAGGAGGAGGAAGAGUUCUUCAAUCAGAGGUAUGCAAGAGGAAGAGACGGCUUGAUAUCUGAUGGCAGAAGAAGACCGUAUCUCUACAGGAAACGAGCCAUUCAUAGAGGGAGGCCAACUUUUCCAGAUGACCCCGAUGGUCCAGCGGGGGCUGCGGAUGAGCAGCCUCCUAACGGCUCCAACGCCUUUGCAAACCGCCGUGAGAGGAGGAGGAAAGUCAACAUGUCAGUGUGGGAGCAGAGGGCCAACCAGCUACGCAAACGCCGUCAGAUGGCAAGCAGAGAGGAGUUGUUUGGAAACCCGGCAGAGGACACUGCUGAAACUCCCACCAUCCCCCACCAUGCUCCUGCUCAUUCCCCAGAGCCCAGCCCAGCUCACCUGCCUGAGUCGCCCAUGUCGGUUGGGAUGCCCUUACCCGAGCCGCCGAUGUCCAUCUCCAUUCCCGAGCCCCCAGCAGCUGAGCCUCUUGUAAAUUUAAGCGAGGAGAAACCAUCGGGAACAAAUCACCGGCCUGCAGGAGGUGGCAGGCACAGGAUGGCCCGGAGGUUCAGGACAAAUCAGGGGCCGGAGGAAGGGGCCCGGCACAGACGCCACCGCCACCGUGAGGCCCGAAUUGAAGCCAAGAGUCUGGACUGUACGCAGUCGCCCCAUGAGGUGCUUCAUGUGAGGCGUUCACAAAGCCACGAGAGGAAAAUUAUUGAUGAAAGAGAGGAGAAGGACGAGAAGGAGGAGAGUGAGAAAGGAGACGGAGGAGGAAGGGGACCUCUAGAGGACGAUGAAGGUGGAACAUGCAUCGUCAACCCGUACGCGGACGUUGGCGAAGACUGUAAAAGAGAUGCCACUCACAGCUAUGGUCCUUCACAACGCCAGCCACUGCUGGACUGUAACUGGUUAGAGCAAGGGGGGUGUGCCAAAAUCGAUCAGCAUGAACCCCUGAGCCAAAACAUCCCAGUGGAAUCUGCUUUAGAGGCCACAGAGUACACUGUGAGCACCAUCGAAGCUGAAAAACGCAAGAUCUCCAUCAAACGUGACAACAAAUCCAAAAUGGAGGGCAGCGUGGCCAUCGAAAUGUCUGCACAACCGUUUUUAGAGCUCACCCCAGUGACAGUGAACAGUAAAGAGUUGGAAGCAUAUGAGUCGGACGAGCAGGAGAAAGAGGAGGAGACUGAGGAGGAGGAACCGCCAGUGCCUCCUAAACCUGUAGCUCCUGACAGCAUGUUCAUCUUCAAAGCCUCCAACCCUAUCAGGAGAAUUUGUCACUAUGUGGUCAAUCUUCGCUAUUUCGAGAUGACCAUCCUCCUUGUAAUCGUGGCGAGCAGCAUUGCGCUGGCAGCUGAGGACCCCGUUUGCACAAGUUCAGACAGAAACAAGGUGUUGCGAUAUUUCGAUUAUGUCUUCACCGGAGUGUUCACCUUUGAAAUGAUCAUCAAGAUGAUAGACCAAGGUCUCAUUCUGCAUGAUGGCUCUUAUUUCCGUGACAUGUGGAACCUCCUGGACUUCAUAGUCGUGGUGGGAGCUCUGAUCGCCUUUGCUUUAACAAACAACAAAGGACGAGACAUCAAAACAAUAAAGUCCCUCAGAGUUUUACGAGUUCUGCGUCCACUUAAAACCAUCAAGAGGCUUCCUAAACUCAAGGCGGUUUUUGACUGUGUGGUCACAUCUCUAAAGAACGUCUUUAACAUCCUCAUUGUAUAUCAGCUCUUUAUGUUCAUCUUUGCUGUCAUAGCGGUCCAGCUCUUUAAGGGGAAGUUCUUCUAUUGCACUGACAGCUCCAUGAAAUCCGAAAAGGAAUGCCGAGGCUUGUACAUUGACUACAGCAGAGACAAGAAAGAGGUCAAGAGAAGAGAGUGGAGAAGACACGAGUUUCACUACGACAACGUCUGCUGGGCUCUGCUCACACUUUUCACUGUGUCGACGGGAGAAGGAUGGCCUCAGGUCCUUCAGCACUCAACAGAUGUCACAGAGGAGAACAUGGGUCCGAGCCGUGGGAACAGGAUGGAAAUGUCCGUUUUCUACGUGGUGUACUUUGUGGUCUUCCCAUUCUUCUUCGUCAACAUCUUCGUUGCUCUCAUCAUCAUCACCUUCCAGGAGCAGGGUGACAAGAUGAUUCAGGAGUGCAGUCUGGAGAAAAACGAGAGGGCCUGCAUUGACUUUGCCAUCAGUGCAAAGCCGAUGACCCGCUACAUGCCCCAGAACAGACAAACCUUCCAGUACAGGCUGUGGCACUUUGUGGCGUCACCUUCUUUUGAGUACACCGUUCUCGUCAUGAUCGCUCUCAACACUGUGGUUCUCAUGAUGAAGUACCACUCUGCUCCAACGGCUUACGAUGCUGUCCUAAAACAUCUAAACACAGCUUUCACCGUCCUCUUCUCCAUGGAGUGCAUACUCAAGAUCAUGGCAUUCGGUUUGGUGAACUAUUUUCGAGACACUUGGAAUAUUUUUGAUUUCAUCACCGUUCUUGGAAGCAUCACGGAGAUAGUUGUGGAUCUGCAGUCAUUGAACACCAUCAACAUGAGUUUCCUGAAGCUCUUCCGCACAGCCAGGUUGAUCAAGCUGCUGAGGCAGGGCUACACCAUCCGUAUUCUGCUUUGGACCUUCGUACAAUCGUUUAAGGCUCUUCCUUAUGUCUGCCUGCUUAUCGCCAUGCUUUUCUUCAUUUACGCCAUUAUUGGAAUGCAGGUGUUUGGAAACAUCAAGCUGAAUGAUGAGAGUCACAUCAAUCAGCACAACAACUUUAAGACCUUCUUUAGUGCUCUGAUGCUCCUGUUCAGGAGCGCUACAGGGGAGUCUUGGCAGGAGAUCAUGCUCUCCUGCCUGUCUGGACAGGAGUGUGAGCCAGACCCCUCCAUCUCCCCCCUCACCAUCUCACCUGACCAUGAAGGAGGCUGUGGCACCGACUUUGCUUACUGCUACUUUGUCUCGUUCAUCUUCUUCAGCUCGUUUCUGAUGCUGAAUCUGUUUGUGGCUGUGAUUAUGGAUAACUUUGAGUACCUGACUCGAGACUCCUCCAUCCUGGGUCCUCAUCACCUGGAUGAGUUUGUUAGAAUAUGGGGGGAGUAUGAUCGACUAGCAUGUGGGCGUAUUCACUACACAGCUAUGUACGAGAUGUUGACACACAUGUCACCCCCUCUGGGUCUGGGUAAAAAAUGUCCCGCUAAGAUCGCCUACAAGAGGUUGGUGUUGAUGAACAUGCCAGUAGACGAGGACAUGAGCGUCCACUUCACCUCCACUCUGAUGUCACUCAUUCGCACGGCUUUGGACAUCAAAAUAGCUCGAGGUGGCGAGGACCGUAUUGCUCUGGACUCUGAGCUGCAGAAGGAGAUCAGCAUCAUUUGGCCUUAUCUGCCCCAGAAGAACUUGGAUUUACUGGUACCCAUCAACAAAGAUACAGACUUGACGGUGGGGAAGAUCUACGCCUCUAUGAUGAUAAUGGAUUACUUCAAACAGAACAAAGCCAAGAAGCUUAGGCAGCAGCUGGAGGCUCAGAAGAGUAACAUGAUUUUUAAACGUCUGGACGCCUCCACCCUCCCUGAGGACAUUCUGUCCAACGCCCAGCCGCUGCCGAUGAUGGCCCACAGUGCCGGUUCAGCCCUGACCAGAGGAGGCUUUGUGGCUUUGAGCCCGAUCUCACCACAGGAACUCUUUCUGCAGCCCAUAAGCUCAGACGCUGAUGGUGGUCAGCAGCAGAGUCUGGUGGGCAGGUGUAUUUGGGCUAUUCAUGCCCCACUGGAGCUUCCACUUGGGAGGGGCCUAUGUGCGCGGGCCUCUUCCCUGCCCCGUCUGGCUGUAGAGCCUCAGCAGACAGAGGCUGAAGGUGGCUCCAUAAAGCGCUCGGUCUCCACUGUGGCAGAUCAACAGGUGAAUGGUCUCUGGCAAGAGGAGAAAAGUCCUGAGCGAGUGUAUCGACCUCGUCAUAAAAGCUACAAGGCAGCAGUUUCUCGGUCUGAGCGCAGGGAUCAUGGUCGGUCCAAAGAGCGUUGCCACCUCCUGUCUCCGGACACGUCACGUUGCAACUCGGAAGAAAGAAGCUUGCAGCCGUCGCGCUCCUCCAGUGUGGAUGGAGCACGCCCCCAGGAUAAACAGGGCAACAGUUCAGACAGCCCUGUACCCUCCACCUCAGAGUCCAGCACACCAAGUGGUCGACGACCUCUAUCACAGACCCCAAACCAAUCCCGCCCUCACAUCUCCUAUUCCCCACUUGCCCAAGCCUCCGUAGGGGAAGACGAGGACGAACAGGGCAGCCCGGACACCGUGAGGCGGGGUAAGUCCACAUGGGAGACCCAAGAGGGCGCUGAAGGGGAGAGACGGAGCCAGGCCGGCAGACAGUCGUCACCCCCUAGACGCUACCCCUCCGAGCCUUUCCUGGCCUCUCAGGAGGACGACCACAGCCCAGACCCUACCUGUCCCAUGGAGACGUUGACCUUUGAGGCAGCUGUGGCUUGCAGCCUAGGACGCGCAAACACCAUUGGCUCGGCCCACCCGCGCUGGCGGGCAGGUUGGCAGGUACCCAACGGACACUUCAGGAAGCGACUGGUGCAGACGACCUCAACUUCAGGCUGCGACCCUCUCAGCGACACAGAGGAGGACGACCGGUGCUAGGGUCGGGAGGUCUGACGCUAAAUCCAAAGUGAAAGUUACUGUGAAGCUUUGAGCCCUCUGGAUGUUUGAUCUAAAAAACACAAACUAAUAAAGACUCACUGCCUGAAACUGUAAUUACAGAUCUAUACAGAACUCUGACAAUCAAUAAGGUCCGUUUCCUGACCGGAACUUGAUGAUACACGGUAAUAAUGCAUCUCAAGUCGUUGACGAGUCCAGGAAAUAAACCCGAUAAAUGGAUCAUGUCAUUUGUGUCAAUGGGUAUUUUGAUUUCUGCAGAUAUUUUUAAAUGAUUCGAUGUUGCUCUAAACAGUAUUUAUCUGUGGGGUGUGUGAAUAUGUAGCUAUGUUUUAUUAGGAAUGGUUUUGUAAAUACUCUGUGAUCAUCUCACCACCGCCAUUUACGGAACCGCAUCGAUGCAACAAGCCAUCAAAACGAGGCAAUCAAACACCUACUUUAAUGAUGUAAGAGACUCUUUAUAUGCUGGAUUUUUUUAUAACAUGAAUGAGUGUGGAGGGAGGUGAAGUCGGAUUUCCUCUAGUUUUCAUUUUAAUUAAAGAGACAAUGUGUAGUUUUUACCAUUGAUCUCUGAAAAUAUCAGUCGAAAUCAUGAAAAUGAAUCAAAUGAUGCCUAGUAGUGGAAAAAUAUUGGCGGCUUUGUAACAUAUAAUCAUAAAUAUUGGGUCUAAAAUGCAUGGUAGAGGGUCUAAUGGUGUUCUCAAUGUCAAGGAUCCUUGCCUUGAUGCCUUGGUCCCGCCCCAGUUGCCUAGGAGAUACGCCAUCAGCAACCACCAAGGCAUGCUCCAAUGUUCAUGUUUUACGGAGGCGUCUGUUCUCCGUUUGCUAGCCAUUUAGCUAGCUGACCAAGAAUACAUGGGAGGUGUCUUGUAGCCUGAUCUUGGUCAAAAAUUUCCCAGAAUACUUCACGGCAUUUUCAAAAGGAUGGCGGAUCAGGAGCCAGCAGCUACUCUGGGGGUGAAAAAAAAAUGUAAGUCAACUAAUUGUUGCUACUGAGCUAAUAUCUGGAAUGUUUUUAGAUCUAAAGCUGUUGUCUAUGGUUGGUUAGUUGCUUAGUAGUUGCAGCUUCGGUGGCUAGCAGGUAGUGACUAUCUUACAUAUGUAAGUUAACCAAUAUAUACACAAUUAAAAAAAGUAAAAAGGCUUGUUAUACAUUUAAAUUGAAACUUAUAUGUAUAAAAUAUAACUUUACCGUGAUGUGACGUGACCGCCAAAAAAGCUGCGGUCACGUGAUGCAAGUCAUUUCCAUUUAACCAUUUUCUUUGACCAAGGAAGGACCGUGUCCUUGUAAGCAAGGCACCUGGCCUAGCAAGACAUCGCCUUUCUAGACCAGGUGCCUUGACAUUGAGAAACACCAUAAAUCUCUGGGCGACGCCAAAUUAGACACCAUGCUUACUUCUACGGGAGCCCGUGAGGACAAACCUCGAUGAUUUGUAACAAGUGGUGAGAAAACUUUUGUUAUUCAUAAACAUUUUACAUAUUAACCUCUUCGCUUGCUUGGAGGCUGCGUUCCCAGGGAUUUUUGACCCUAAGGGCCAUCUGUUGGUAAGGUCUUACUCAAACACAACAAUACUGCUUGCUUGCAAUGAUUUAGCCCCCCAUGGGAAAAUAAACAUCGUCAAUUUGAGUUUUGAUUUAUAGAUACAGUUAUAGAGCAUGACGGAAAAGAUGCUUUUGUGAAUUUAUUUGACAAAAAAGGUCAGAAAAUAUGUCAAUUAUACAUCAAGAUACAUUUUUUUUAAUCAGUUUUCAACCUCUGGGUAAAAUUUUUCAAAACACGAAACAGUUUAAUUUAAACCAAAAAGACCUUUUUCAAGAAUGGUCACAUUCUGUAAUCCUGAUUAUGGAACAAACCAUUGUGGACAAUGAAAUGCUGUAGAACCUCCCUGACCAAUUUUGCUUUAAACACCUAGAUUGUUCUAAGUUUUGCAAAUAAUGUACAGAGAAAGGAUGCUGUUUUUAAGUUUUAGAGAGGGAAAAAAAUACAACUGUAAUGAAAUCCUUGAAAAAUAUUCCUAUUAAGGUAAAUCUGUGAAACUCAAUUAACCAAAAGAUUUGUAUUAUAAGUUUGAUUGAUGCAAAUACUUUGUGGGUUUUUAUUGUACAGUAGCUGUAUAUACUAGUAAAGGUGUUCCUAAGUU
Molecule: messenger RNA, 9767 nt
Organism: Nothobranchius furzeri (turquoise killifish)
Lineage: Eukaryota; Metazoa; Chordata; Actinopteri; Cyprinodontiformes; Nothobranchiidae
Source: RefSeq, a predicted model, not a curated record